Molecule: messenger RNA, 809 nt
Organism: Oryza sativa Japonica Group (Japanese rice)
Lineage: Eukaryota; Viridiplantae; Streptophyta; Magnoliopsida; Poales; Poaceae
Source: RefSeq, a predicted model, not a curated record
UGUUAAUACAUUUGUUCAGAAGGAGAAGAGUAUAGUAUUCCUAGUCAUCACUAUACUCUGAUAUAUGACAUGAGUUUGUGCUACACAUUUGACACUACUCUAUGAAAAUAAUUAUUUCUACUAUAUGAAAGUAAUAUUAUUUUCAUAUGACAUGGUGCAUUUAACUUGUAUGUUUUAUUCUGUUUUGUUAUAUAUUUUAGUCCAUAAUACUUAUGUUUUGAGAUCUUUUUUCUCUCCUUGCAGUCAUGGGUCAUAGAAAAAGAUCAAAAGUUGAUAUUUCUAGUGAAUCUAACAGUGACAAUGAUUGUAGUUUGAGUUCUGAUAAUCAUGAUAGUGAUGUUCAUUUAUCUAAUCAUGAUGAAAGUUCUGAUAAUCAUGACCAACAUUUUGAGGAAAAUGAUCCUUUGCUUCAUUUAACUAAAGAAGAGCUUAUGAAGAAAUUGAAAAUAAAGCUUGGUAAAAGGCCAUUUACAGAUGACCAUAAAAAGAAGAGACAUAAAGUUGAAUCAGACUCAAUUAUCGAUGAUGCAUUGUUAGAGAUUCACAAUGAUCUAGUUCUCCAUUCUUUGAAAAUGAAAUUAAGCAUGCUUGGUGAACAGUCUAAAAAUAAGAGAAAAACCUUUGAGAAAGAUAACCAACAAGGGUGUGUUCUGACUGAUUGCAAAUUAUUGUUUUAUAUGAUCAUGAUCUUUAAUUUUUUAUAGUUUUUGAUAUGCUAUGGGAUAAGCUUGACACUUUUAUAUUUACUUGCUGAACAUUUAGCUGUGAUUGAAUGCUUGUGCAAGCAUGUGCUGCUCCAUGUUAGAAUG